This is a messenger RNA of Vicia villosa (hairy vetch), 1155 nucleotides long. RefSeq names its product glutathione S-transferase L3-like. The coding region runs from base 142 to 855 and encodes 237 amino acids. The transcript is spliced from 10 exons. Gene Ontology annotation, molecular function: glutathione transferase activity. Lineage: Eukaryota; Viridiplantae; Streptophyta; Magnoliopsida; Fabales; Fabaceae. The record is from RefSeq and is a predicted model, not a curated record.
AUUGCAUUGGUGGGGUACCUUAUAAAUAAAUGCAAACAAUCUCGCUUGAAUCUAGUCGCAAUUCGGAACAAGGUUAACGAAACGACUCUCCAUAUAAACAAAACCUCAUUAGUAAGCUAAAGCUCCUGAACAAGCGUAACAAUGGCAGCAAUUGAUGUCAAAGAAAUUCGUACUCCUUCGUUAACUUCCAGCUCCGAUCCACCUCCCAUUUUUAACGGAGACACCAGGUUGUACAUCAGUUAUACUUGUCCCUACGCACAACGUCCAUGGAUCGCUAGAAAUUAUAAGGGACUUCAAGACAAGAUCGGUUUGGUUGCUAUUGAUCUUCAGAAUAGGCCUGCUUGGUACAAGGAGAAAGUUUAUCCAGAAAACAAGGUGCCAUCGUUGGAGCACAAUGGAAAGGUCUUGGGAGAAAGUCUUGAUUUGGUCAAUUACAUAGAUGUCAACUUUGAAGGAACAGCUCUAGUUCCAAGUGAUCCUGCAAAGAAAGAGUUUGGCGAGCAGUUGAUUUCUCAUGUCGGUACGUUCACCAAAGACGUGUACUCUUCACUGAAAGGCGAUGCUAUAAAAGAAGCCAGUCCUGCCCUUGAUCACUUGGAGAAUGCUCUUGCUAAAUUCGAUGAUGGGCCAUUCUUUCUAGGACAAUUCAGUUGGGUGGAUAUUGCCUAUAUUCCUUUUGUUGAAAGAUUCCAGAUAGUCUUUUCUGAGGUGUUCAAGUAUGAUAUAACAGAGGGAAGGCCUAAACUUGCAGCAUGGAUUGAGGAGCUUAAUAAGAUUGAUGCUUAUACGCAGACAAGGGCUAGUCCAAAUGAAAUUGUUGAUGUUUUCAAGAAACUUUUUCUGCCUCAACAGUGAAAAUGGGUUAUUUGAGAUGUAUACCGCUGUCCGGCCAAUAAAGCAUCGUUUGUGUUUAUGGGAUGCUUCGUCAAUCAAAUGUUGGUUUGUUUGUCUGCUAGAGUUGCAGAUCUAGUUGAAUGUGAUGUUAAUAAUAUUACUAGUUUGAUGAGACUCGUGAUGAAGUUUAUGUACCAGUUUGUGAUAAUAACUAUCACCGUGUGUAUAAAUAAUCGAUCAUCACCGUGAUGAUGAAUGUUUGCAAUGGUGAUAAAUGGUGAAACAUCUCUCUCUAUACUAAAAUUAGCUAAUGUUUGGUAA